Molecule: messenger RNA, 4311 nt
Organism: Talaromyces rugulosus
Lineage: Eukaryota; Fungi; Ascomycota; Eurotiomycetes; Eurotiales; Trichocomaceae
Exons: 12
Coding region: 1-4311 (1436 amino acids)
Molecular function (GO): acyltransferase activity, transferring groups other than amino-acyl groups; succinyl-CoA:3-oxo-acid CoA-transferase activity
Source: RefSeq, a predicted model, not a curated record
AUGAAGGCCAGAACUCCAGGCCCUUCGUUGUUCCGCCCCCUAUGGCGGCGCAACUUCUCCUCGUCUGCCUCGCGGGGCGCGAUCAACAAGAUUGUCGCAAACGCUCAAGAAGCAAUUUCCGGCCUCAAGGGCUCCUCUAUGAUUCUUGUGGGCGGAUUUGGCUUCUCGGGCGUUCCCAGCACGCUGAUCAAUGCUGUGCGCGACCGUCCUGAGCUCAAGGACUUUACGAUUGUCUCCAACAACGCUGGGAUGCCCGGCGUGGGGCUGGGUCAAUUGCUCGAGACCCGACAGAUCAGCAAGAUGAUCGCAUCGUUUAUUGGCGAGAACAAGGUCUUUGAGAAAAUGUACCUGGAGGGCGACCUGGCCCUCGAGCUCACUCCACAGGGAACAAUCGCUGAAAAGUGCGCUGCUGGCGCCGCCGGUGUACCUGCCUUCUACACUCCUGCUGCCUACGGAACAAUUGUCCAAUCCGGUGAAUUGCCGCUGCGCUACAACAAGGACGGCAGCGUCGCCGAAAAGUCCCAGCCCAAGGAAACCCGUGAGUUUAACGGAAAACAUUUUGUUUUGGAGGAAUCGUACUUUGCCGACUAUGCCUUUGUCCGCGUGGCCAAGGCCGACAAGCUCGGAAAUUGCCAGUUUCGUAAGGCGCAAAACAACUUCAACGAGGCCAUGGCGAAGAACGCCAAAAUCACCUUUGUUGAGGCCGAUGAGAUCGUCGAGGUUGGCCAGCUUGCUCCCGAGGAGAUUCAUCUCCAGGGAGUUUACGUGAGCAAAGUGAUCAAGAGCACCGAGGAAAAGAAGAUUGAAAAGGUUACAUUUGCCAAGGACCCGAACGACCUGCUGAAAGCUGGCUCCGGCGAUGCCACUGCCAGACGUGAACGUAUUGUGAAGCGCGCGGCCAAGGAAUUCGAGGACGGCAUGUAUGUCAACUUGGGUAUUGGUAUGCCUCUUGUUGCCCCGGCAUUUUUGCCCGAGGGCAUCGAGGUUGUCCUGCAGUCUGAAAACGGCAUCUUGGGUCUCGGUGGCUAUCCCCGGCCUGGCGAGGAGGACCCGGACUUGAUCAACCCUGGCAAGGAGACCGUGACUCUUGCUGAGGGUGCCUCUGUCUUUGGCUCCCACGAAAGCUUUGGCAUGAUCCGCUCUGGCCGUAUUGAUCUGACCAUGUUGGGUGCUCUCCAAGUUAGCCAGUACGGAGAUCUGGCCAACUUUAUGCUGCCCGGUAAAGUCAAGGGCAUCGGUGGUGCCAUGGACCUAGUUGCCAAUCCCAGCAAGACCAAGGUUGUUGUAACCAUGGAACACGUAGACAAGAAAGGCAACCCUAAGAUUCUUCCUGCAUGCACAUUCCCUCUCACCGGACCUCUCUGUGUCUGGAAGAUCAUCACCGACCUCGCUGUCUUCAACGUGCACCCAACAGAGGGUCUCACGCUGAAGGAAGUUGCCGAGGGUGUCACUGUUGAUGAAGUCAAGAGCAAGACCGCAGCGCCUUUCAAGAGAACAGAAACAAUGCUCACCAAAGUCGGGCGCGAGGUCCUACGGCGAACACCACACGAUGUGGUCGUCCUCUCCGCCGUGAGGAGUCCCAUCACUCGCGCGUUCAAGGGCGGAUUCAAGGACCUCUGGCCAGAGGAGAUUUUGAUGCCGGUCAUGCAAGCAGCCGUCCAGAGAGCCACAAUCCAGCCCAGCGAUGUCAACGAUGUCCUAAUAGGAAACGUCCUCGCCGAGUUGGGAUUCGCCAAAACAGGUCGGAUGGCCAUGAACGCGGCUGGAUUCCCUAAUUCUACUACUUUCCACACGACAAAUCGGCAGUGCUCGAGCAGCCUGCAGGCUGUCACGCACAUUGCCCAUGCGAUCAUGGUUGGUCAGAUUGAUGUUGGCCUAGGCGGCGGCGUGGAGAGUAUGACUCGAUGCUAUAGCACUCGUGGGAUCCCCGUGGACGUGUCGCCAACCCUUAAAAAUUCGCCGGUUAAGGAUGCUCGCGAUUGUAUUCUACCCAUGGGGUUUACCUCGGAGAAUGUCGCGGAGCGAUAUGGGGUUUCUCGGCAGGAUCAAGAUGAAUAUGCUGUUGAGAGCCAGCGGCGCGCCAGUGAAGCGCAAAGGGCCGGCCGGUUCGACAAAGAGAUUGUCCCGAUUAAUGCAAGAUAUAUCGACGAAGAGACUAAACAAGAAGGGACCAAGCUUGUCACCCUCGACGAAGGGAUUCGUCCUGGGGUUACUGUUGAGAAAAUGGCCAAACUAAAACCUGCGUUUAAAGAGAAUGGAGGAAGCACAGCUGGAAACUCCUCACAACUAUCAGAUGGAGCAUCUUCCGUUAUCCUCGCACGACGAACAUGGGUCGAAGAGCGCGGCCUGAAGCCCAUCGGACGAUUUGUCGGUACCCAAGUAGCCGGCAAUGCGCCAGAUGAGAUGGGCAUCUCGCCAGUCUUUGCCAUCCCGCAGUUAUUCAAAUACACUGGUAUUGAGCAAAAGGACGUUGACAUCUUUGAGAUCAAUGAAGCCUUUGCUAGUCAAACUCUCUACAUUCUAAGAAAACUUGGACUAGAUCCAGCACAAGUCAAUCCCAACGGAGGUGCGAUUGCCUUGGGACACCCUGUGGGUGCCACUGGUGGCCGGCAGACAGCGACUCUGUUUGCUGAGCUGGAGAGGCAGGAUAAGGAAUUGGGUGUUGUGACAAUGUGUGCUAGCACGGGCUUGGGGGUUGCAUCGCUUUUCAUCCUGCCCAAAUACCACCUAGCUAGGCAAGUGGUAACAUCUUCUCCCUCUGUGGUCUCUCUCCCCUCUACUCCGUACGUUUCCCUUGCCAGCAACGUCGAAAUGGCCUCCCCCUCUUUGCACCGGUUAGUUCGAGGGCGCAAUUUCGUAAAGCCGCAUCUGUCUUCCAUUCGUCAACCUCUCUACCUACAGUUGAAUUCGAUUACGCUCCAGAGAUAUUCGAUGAAAGGACAAACACGCUCCAUGGGCUCCGUCAGCGCAAUCGACUCUGCUAUUUUCAGAACGCUGUUUGGUACCGAUGAAAUCCGCCAGGUAUUCAAAGACGAGUCUUAUAUCCGCCGAUGUGUUGAUGCCGAGACAGCCCUAGCACGCGCCCAGUCCAAAUGCAAUGUGAUUCCAAGCGGCGUGGGAGCAGAAGUCACCAAAAGAGCAGUGGCAUCAAAACUCGAUCUCGAACGCCUGCGCCACGAGACAGAGAUUGUCGGCUAUCCGAUUUUGCCUUUGGUGCGACAGUUGAGCGAUCUCUGUGGCGAGGAUGCCGGUAAAUACGUUCACUGGGGUGCAACCACGCAAGACAUUAUGGAUCUGGCCAGUGUUUUGCAAAUGAAAGAAGGGCUGGUAAUUGUUGAGCGGCUACUUCGCGAUGUCAUCAAGACGUUGCGCGACUUGUCGGGGAAGUAUAGGGAUACCCCCAUGGCAGGACGCACGCAUUUACAACAUGCGCUGCCGGUUACAUUUGGGUACAAGUGUGCAGUAUGGCUUUCGGGUUUUCAACGGCAUCUAGAGCGUCUCCAGCAGUUGCGCGAUAGGGCGCUUUUGGUUCAAUUUGGUGGUGCUGCUGGGUCUUUAGCUUCUUUAGGUUCUGGUGAUGAUGGUAUACGCGUCCGCAAGGCCCUGGCAGAGGAAUUGGGACUGGUCGAUCCUUCAAUCACAUGGCAUGUAGCCCGCGAUGGGAUUGCGGAGACGAUCAACUUUUUGGCUCUCUUAGGUGGGUCGAUGGGCAAAGUGGCGCUUGAUAUUAUCAUCAUGAGCUCCAACGAGCUUGGAGAAGUAUCCGAACCAUUUGUGCCACAUCGUGGGGCCUCAUCCACAAUGCCUCAGAAGCGGAACCCAAUUUCCAGUGAGGUUAUUCUUGCGGCAUCGAAGAUUCUCCGGUCAAAUGCCGGGUUGGUGCUUGAUGGGAUGGUCUCGGACUUUGAAAGAGCUUCUGGUCCCUGGCAUCUGGAAUGGGUGGCUGUGCCGGAAAGCUUUGUGCUUGUCGUGGGAGCUCUGUCUCAGACCCACUUUGCACUCUCCGGGCUAGCAGUUAAUGACAAGCAGAUGCUUGACAAUCUACACUCCACACGUGGGUUGAUCGUGGCUGAAGCUGUGAUGAUGGGCAUGGCGCCUUAUGUGGGGAGGCAGACAGCACAUGAUAUUGUGUACGAGGCAUGUCGGAACAGCAUUGAACAGGGGAAAUCCCUGCUCGAAUGUCUUUUACUCAAGGACGAGGUGACGUCGAAGAUGAGUAGAGAAAAACUCGAGUCGCUGUGUGAUCCGGUCAAUUACCUCGGUGCGGCUCCACGCAUGGUUGAUGAUGUACUGGCCGUUAAAGAUCUAUAG